AUACAACAUUGAUCCUGGCUUGUACUGUCCAUUUUUCUCUCUUGGGGCAUGCAUGGAAGGUUUGAACAGUUUGUUCAGUCGGCUCCUAGGAAUCUCCCUUUAUGCUGAACAGACACAGACAGGAGAAGUUUGGUCUGAAGAUGUUCGAAAGUUGGCUGUUGUUCAUGAAACUGAAGGUUUGCUAGGAUACAUCUAUUGUGACUUCUUUCAACGACCUGAUAAACCACAUCAGGAUUGUCACUUCACAGUUCGUGGAGGCAGGUUGAAGGAAAAUGGAGAGUACCAGUUGCCUGUAGUUGUUCUUAUGCUUAGCCUGCCCCGUUCAACAAGGAGUGCACCAACACUACUGAGCCCUGGAAUGAUGGAGAAUCUCUUCCAUGAAAUGGGACAUGCUAUGCAUUCCAUGCUGGGAAGAACUCGCUAUCAACAUGUCACUGGAACCAGAUGUCCUACUGAUUUUGCUGAAGUUCCCUCAAUUCUGAUGGAGUACUUUGCAAAUGACUAUCGAGUGGUUAACCAGUUUGCAAGGCAUUAUAAAACAGGACAGCCACUGCCAAAAAACAUGGUGUCAAGACUAUGUGAGUCCAAAAAGGUGUGUGCUGCAGCUGAUAUGCAACUCCAGGUAUUUUAUGCUGCCUUGGACCAAAUAUACCAUGGGAAACAUCCUCUAAAAAAGUCAACCACAGAAAUUUUAAAGGAAACACAGGAAAAAAUUUAUGGAUUGCCAUAUGUACCUAAUACAGCCUGGCAGCUGCGAUUCAGUCAUCUUGUGGGUUACGGUGCCAAAUAUUACUCCUACCUCAUGUCUAGGGCUGUUGCCUCCAUGGUGUGGAAACAGUGUUUUGCUCAGGACCCAUUUGAUAGGGCAAUGGGUGAGCGUUACCGUAGAGAGAUGCUGGCACACGGCGGUGGAAAAGAGCCCAUACUUAUGGUUCAAGGAAUGCUUCAGAAAUCACCUUCAGUUGAAGAUUUUGUGGAUGCCCUUGUUUCAGACUUAGACCAGGACUUUGAAACAUUUAUCACGGACUCAUAA
Molecule: messenger RNA, 1033 nt
Organism: Merops nubicus (carmine bee-eater)
Lineage: Eukaryota; Metazoa; Chordata; Aves; Coraciiformes; Meropidae
Gene: MIPEP
Product: mitochondrial intermediate peptidase
Exons: 9
Biological process (GO): peptide metabolic process
Cellular component (GO): mitochondrion
Molecular function (GO): metalloendopeptidase activity
Source: RefSeq, a predicted model, not a curated record